Cryptotermes secundus is the source of this 1736-nucleotide messenger RNA. RefSeq names its product chitinase-3-like protein 2 (gene Cht11). The transcript has 7 exons. Gene Ontology annotation, molecular function: chitin binding; chitinase activity. Gene Ontology annotation, cellular component: extracellular region. The record is from RefSeq and is a predicted model, not a curated record. NCBI's taxonomy places the organism in Eukaryota, Metazoa, Arthropoda, Insecta, Blattodea, Kalotermitidae. Gene Ontology annotation, biological process: chitin catabolic process; carbohydrate metabolic process. Bases 229 to 1680 code for a protein of 483 amino acids.
AGGUUUAAAGGUCAUUGUUUUAUGUGUUUGCUCAUAUGAUAAUACAAUUAUAUAAGAGUGGUAUUUUUUAACCUGCAAAGUAUGAAUGUCAUUGCAUUAAAUGUGCAGAAAUGAUAAAUGGGAUUAAGUUGGAUCGAGUUGGAUGAAGGUCAUUAAUAUUGACGAUAUUGACUUCACAUUUGCGUAAUUUUGUUGGCACAAUCGUAUUAGUUGCGUUGAAGUCUUAAUAUGUUCAGCGAUCGUCAAUUGCCGCAAGCGAAAUACGAAUUGCUUAUUGAAAAUAAACGGAUCGGAUUAAACUGCAGUCGAGCACUCAGAGCAGCAGGUGUGGUUGUUGCCAUUGUUGUAAUUACGUGUUUAACAGUAUAUAUUUCAUGGAGAAGCUUGAAGUCAGUUGAUGACAGAGGCUUUGUGAAGAAGCUUUGGGAACUGAAUUUAAAAAAUUACGGCCCAGUUGAGAGGCUGCAGCAUAGAGCUGAACUGUAUGGGUCUGCACUAAAACAGUACUUAGAUUCCAAUCAGUCUUACACAGUUAUAGCAGUGGAAUCAGCAGUAAUCAACAGAUCAUCAAAUGAUGUAAAAACAAAAACAUUCAGGCUUGUCUGCUAUUAUACACUUCCCAGCAAUGGCACUGGAGGUGAUCUCAUGCCUGAGGAGAUUGACCCAUCCUUGUGUACCCAUAUCAAUAUAGCAUUUGCUCGCAUAACAAAUGGCUCUUUGCAGCCUGUUAAUUCGACAGUUAUGGGACUUUACAAUCGUGUCAGUGCCCUCAAGUCUCGUAACCCGUCCCUCAAAGUUUUACUGACCAUUGGAGGAAGUUCAGAGCCAGGAAGUUUCGGCACCGUGAGUGCAACUCAUGCCUCCAGAAAGCUAUUCAUCCAUGACACUCUUGCUCUGUUAGCCAAGUGUAAAUUGGAUGGGUUGGACUUUGACUGGGAGUUCCCAGCAUGGCAGAGUGACAAACGGGAGCGUGUCCAUUUCACACAGCUGCUUAUGGAACUGAGAGAUGAGUUGAACAGGAGGCAUUCUAAGUUUAUUGUUAGUGUGGCAGUGGCUGCCCCGAAGCCUAUAAUAGACUACUCUUAUGAUAUCCCUCAGAUGGCAGAAUAUGUUGACUAUGUGAAUGUCAUGACAUAUGAUUACCACUUCUAUGUAUGGUAUCUUCCAAUGACUGGCUUCAAUUCCCCUCUGUACAAACAAGCUGAUGAGAAUGGAUAUUUUGCAACAUUGAAUACAAACUGGACUGUCUCCUACUGGGAAAGCCAGGGCAUGCCCAAAGAAAAGAUAGUUGUGGGGCUUCCAACAUAUGGACAUUCAUUUACGCUUGUUAAUGAUGCCAACCACGGUGUUUCAGCACCAGUUUUGGGCUUUGGUGUGUUGGGAGAUAGUGGCUUUAUUAGUUACCCUCAGGUCUGCCAUUUUGUGGAAGAGGAAGCCGCUACUGUAUUUGAUCGAGACAGUCGAGUACCAUAUGCUUUCAAAAAUAGGGAAUGGAUUUCAUAUGAUGAUGAAAGAAGUUUGGCUUAUAAGGCUGAAUAUGUUGCAAGUGGCGGUUAUGGCGGAGCUAUGAUUUGGGCACUCAACAUGGAUGACUUCAAGGGUGAAUGUUCCAAUUCAAGGGAAAACUGGUUUCCCCUCAUUACCAAAGUUAAAUCAGUUCUAGCAGAUGACCAGUUGUGACAAAUGGAGCUGGGCUUAACGAAGGCCCUUGGUAUCUGAUGAUUUUCCCAAUUUUU